Theileria annulata is the source of this 648-nucleotide messenger RNA. RefSeq lists its product as uncharacterized. The record is from RefSeq and is a predicted model, not a curated record. NCBI's taxonomy places the organism in Eukaryota, Apicomplexa, Aconoidasida, Piroplasmida, Theileriidae. The transcript has a single exon. Bases 1 to 648 code for a protein of 215 amino acids.
AUGAUUAGAAGAUUCUAUAUCGCAACCAGGAACAUUAAUCUUCUAUCCUCUCUUCAUGAUUCUUUAAACCAUAUUAACAAUGUUCAUUUAUCAAAAUUGAUAAAUUUACAUGAAAAGAAUGGGUUCAGUCCCAGCUUAUCCAGAAAUUUAAUUUACUAUUUAUCUCAAAGUACUCAUGAACUCAGGCUAAAUGAACUAAAUUCCCUUGUAAAGGGGAUGCUAUAUACUAAAUAUAAAACGGAAUCCAAUUUCUUUGAUAGAAUUUUGUCAAUUUUGUCCAAAAAUUACCAAGAAGAUCCUUUUCUAUCAGUGGAUACAUUUUAUUAUCUACUCCUCCUAAAUCAUAAAGAUAAAAUUUCAACAUUUGGAUGUGUAGACUUUCUUGAUAAUUUUAGGUUAUCUGCUGAUGUUUAUGUUCAGUUAAAACUUAUAAAUGUAUUUUAUGCUAUAGAAUUUUACCACUCGUAUCUUCAAGAGCAUUUCACUACUGAAAUUGAAAACUUUGUAAAAUAUUUAAAGCUAAUUUCACCUAAACUUAAGUUAAAAUGUGGAAUAAAAGAAGAAUCGAAGGAAAUUACUCAAGUUAAAUCGAUAAUGGAUAGUUUAAACGUAGAAUAUUUUUCAGGAAUAACAGGUAUUAAAUCUUAG